UUAGUGUCAACCAUACAAUAAUUUAUAUUGUUUUUGGUUGAGGUGAGUUUAACAAGACAAUUAAUAUCCUAAUAUUAACUACCUAUUAAAAAAGUAAAUGGUUUAAAAAAUAAAUAGUUUUCUGUUUUACUUUGUGAUUAUGAGCACAUCAUAACCCAUUAAAUACACAACUUACUGUAAAUAUACCCUUUAAGUGGUGUACCUAUAUAGACAUAUAAUUAAUAUGUAAUAUGUAUUAUGUGUAAUACAGAAUUGGAUAGUAUGCAGUUAAUCAUCAUUAUGAGCUAUUUAAACAUUUUGUGGACAUUCUAAAAAUAAAUUAGAAGAUAAUUUCAUUUUUCCUUCAUUAUAAAAGGUAAUAAAAACACUAACUUAUUUUUCAUAAUUGGUUGAAGAUGAUCUUAAUUUUAUGAAUAUAAAUUUUUAAUUAAUAAUUCAACAUUAAAUUGCUUAUAAUUGUGGUGUUCUAAAAGUUUAAAUCAUUAAGUAAAAAAUCAAAAUUAGAAAAAAAUUCACUUGGAUUGCCAUUUUACAAACACCUCAUACUGUGGUUACCUAUUUACCUAUUAAUUUAUAGAAAAAGUACUUAUAAAAAUAUUAGUAAUUAUUAAAUGGACUGUCCUGCAUAUAAUGUAAAAUUUGAUACUGAUAAAACAUCAGUUACUUUAUUGCAAGACAUAUUAAAUAAACAAGGAGUACGCACUGUUCAGUAUGAAUUGCUACAAAUUGAAGGAGCUGUUAGUGCGCCCUCAUUUCAGUAUCGUGUCACRGAUGGAAGAUUUGUUGCUUAUGGUCAAGGAAAAUCAAAAAAAGAAGCUAAACAAAAUGCAGCUAAGGCUUUACUACGUAUUAUUCAUAAAGAGUUUCCUGAAUUAUGUUCUGAUUCUUUAUUUGAGUCUCAAAUUGAUCUUACCUCAGACAUGAAUGAAACGUUUGAAACAAUGAAUUUUGGAGAUAAUGAUGAACGUAAUCCAAUUGGUAUGCUUCAGGAACUUUGUACAUCUCUCCAUCUUCCUCCUCCAGUUUACAUAACAGAAUGUGAAGAUGGUCUUCCACAUCAGCGUUUAUUUACUGUUUCGUGUAAUGUCUCGGAAUACAAGGAAACUGGUGUAGGCAAAUCUAAAAAAAUUGCCAAACGACUUGCUGCUAAUAAUCUUUAUUUGAUGUUAAAAAGCAUUCAGGCAGAUCUCAGUCUAAACUCUGGUGCAGCUGAAAACGUAGAUGAUUUUGUUCGUCAAGAGUCCAGCAAUCUAAGCGGMCUGAAAAAUUCUAAAUCUACUUCUCAAUUUUAUAGGUUACCUGAAAUUCAUAGGCAUUUACCAUUGAUUUUAGACAAUUUUACUGCUGAGCAAGGACUUAAAGUAUCAUUUAUUGAUUUUGAAGAACUUUCAAGCUCUGGAAAAUAUCAAACUUCUCUUCAAGUUUCUACUCCCAUUACUGUGGCUUUUCAUGGUGAAUCCACUAUUGGCUAUGAAAAAGCUCAACAGGAUGCUGCCUAUAGGUCAUUAGUAUUUUUUAAAUGUAUAUUAAAUAAUAGUGCAUUAAAUUUGGUGACAGUUACUUAAUUAAUAUUAAAAAG
Diuraphis noxia (Russian wheat aphid) is the source of this 1579-nucleotide messenger RNA. RefSeq names its product protein Loquacious-like. Gene Ontology annotation, molecular function: double-stranded RNA binding; siRNA binding. Gene Ontology annotation, cellular component: RISC-loading complex; cytoplasm; nucleus. NCBI's taxonomy places the organism in Eukaryota, Metazoa, Arthropoda, Insecta, Hemiptera, Aphididae. Gene Ontology annotation, biological process: regulation of regulatory ncRNA processing; siRNA processing. The record is from RefSeq and is a predicted model, not a curated record.